AUGGGGUACGGGGUGCAAUAUAUGGUGUGCUUGGCGCUUUUUACAGCGGAAUAUUUUGUGCAAACUCCGGAGUGGCCCCACGAUGCCAAAAUUAAAGAUGGAUCAGUGUUUGACUUCAUAGUAGUCGGGGCAGGGUCGGCCGGCAGCGUGGUCGCCGCGCGGCUCACUGAGGUCAGCCAGUGGAGGGUACUGCUGAUAGAGGCAGGUGGAGACCCCCCUGUUGAAGCCAUUGUUCCAGGAUACUCUCCAUCUCUGCAGCGGAGUCAGUAUGACUGGAACUACUACUCGUAUCAGAACCAGACGGGCGCGGCUCAGAAGAUCCCCCACGUGUCUCCCGUAGCCAAGGGGAAAGUACUUGGAGGAUCUUCCAGUCUCAACACUAUGGUCUAUGCCAGAGGUAUAUUUAGCAACAACUUCUUUUACAACGAUCAUAUCGUCCAGUCCGUAUUGGAUUUGAACGCAGAACAUGAAAUCUUCCUGUACAAUUUCUUGAUACUUCGUCCCAAAUCUAGAGGAAGCGUUACGAUAAAAGGUGUCGGUGAAGAGGAUGACCCGAUCAUACGCGCAAACGCAAUAUACAAUCCUGAGGACAUAUUUGUAUUAAGAGAAGGAAUAAAAAGGAUAGUGAACUACAUAACGGAAACUAAAUACUACAAGCACAUAGGGGCAAAGAUUUUCAAGAUGAAUCUGCCUCAGUGUGACUACUUUGAAUUCUUGAGCGAUGAUUACUGGGACUGCUACUGUGUGAACAUGUUGGCCAUGGAGUACAACCAGUGCUGCAGUAGCGGCAUGGGCCGCGUGGUGGACGAGGAGCUAAGGAUCUACGGCACGCGGCGCCUGCGCGUGGUGGACGCCAGCGUCAUGCCCUCCAUCCCCAGUGGGAACCUGAAUAUUCCCACCAUCACUAUUGCUGAGAGAGCCUCGGAUCUCAUAAAACACGAGCAUUUAGGAAAGUAA
Plutella xylostella (diamondback moth) is the source of this 957-nucleotide messenger RNA. The record is from RefSeq and is a predicted model, not a curated record. Lineage: Eukaryota; Metazoa; Arthropoda; Insecta; Lepidoptera; Plutellidae.